CGAGAUCUCGCGGUUGGCGCCGGCGCCGUGAGAAGCGGCCAAUGGAGUGAAGGGGGCGGGGCCUGGCCGGGCUGGUGGCGGGAAGUGCGGAGCUGAGGGGUGAAUUGGCGCGAGAGGGGCCGCAGCCAUGUCCGCCGCCCGCCCGCAGCUCCAACCCACCAUCGCGUUCCCCCGGCGGAGAAGCGCCCGCUGUGCCGCCAAGAUCCCCCCGGCCGCCCCCGGCCCCACAGACCCCGCCGUUCUCCGCCUGUCGCCGCCGUCCCCGCGGGGCUCAGCGCUGCCCCUCAGCCCCCGCAAACGCCUGGGCGAUGACAACCUGUGCAACGUGCCCCACGUCACGCCGUGCUCCCCGGCCAAGCGCUGCAAGGAGAACCGCGGCUGCAGGGCGCUGUUCGGGGACCCCGCGGCCUCCCCAGCAAAGCAGAACAGCCCGGGACCGGCCAACCCACAGCACAGGCAGGAGACACCGCAGGGCUCGAGACGCAGCUCAGGGCCGACCCGCAGCCUCUUCAGGCAGGAAGGAACAUGUUACCAACAGGCCAAGCGGGUGCUGCACGUGGCGGUGCCCGAGCGCCUGCAUGGCCGUGAGCGGGAGGUGGGCACCAUCCGGCAGUUCCUGCGGGACCACCUGGCUGCACGGCGCCCCGGCAGCCUGUACAUCGCAGGAGCACCCGGCACCGGGAAAACAGCCUGUGUGAGCUGCGUGCUGCGGGACGGAGGGGACGAGCUGUCGGGCAGCCGCAGCGCGGUGCUGAACUGCAUGGCACUGAGCAGUGCACACGCCGUGUUCCCUGCGGUGGCGGAGCAGCUGGGGCUGCCCACGGCCGGGGCAGGCGGCAGGGAGCUGGUACGGCGACUGGAGCGGCAACUGACGGCCAAAGGACCCAUGUUGCUGCUGGUGCUGGAUGAGAUGGACCAGCUGGGCAGCAGGGCACAGGACGUGCUCUACACCAUCUUCGAGUGGCCACGGCUGCCCGGCUCCCGCCUGGUCCUCAUUGGGUUGGCCAACGCACUGGACCUCACCGAGCGCCUGCUGGCCCGUCUGCACGCCCCCCCACUGCCCGCCCCACACCUGCUGCGCUUCGCCCCAUACAGCCGAGAGCAGCUGGGUGCCAUCCUGCACGGCCGCCUCCAGCAGCUGCAGGGUGGCCCCGUCCUCGAGCCCAGCGCCCUGCAGUUCUGUGCACGGAAGGUCUCUGCUGUGUCCGGUGAUGCACGUAAAGCACUCGAUGUCUGCAGGCGCGCUGUGGAGCUGGUGGAGCUGGACGUGCGGAGCCAAACGCUGCUUCAACCACUGCCUGGGGGUGACCCCACAGCGGCGCCGUGCCCCGUCCCCAAGAGAGUGGGGCUCCCGCAGGUGUCCCGCGUCCUCUCGGAGGUGUUUGGGGACAGGAUGGCACCGUGCAGCCCUGGGGCUGGCGACGCAUUCCCACUGCAGCAGAAGGUCCUGGUGUGUUCCCUGCUGCUGCUCACCCGGCACCUGCGCACACGCCAGGUCACCCUGGGCAAGCUCCACGACGCUUACAGCCGCGUGUGCCGGCGGCAGCAGCUCCCUGCAGUGGACCAGGCUGAGUGUCUGUCCCUGGUCACCCUGCUGGAGUCCCGUGGGGUGCUGGAGCUGAAGCGCGCCAAGGACACUCGCCUCACCAAGGUGUCCCUGAAGGUGGAGGAGGAGGAGGCGCAGCACGCGCUGCAGGACGCCACGCUGGUGGGCAGCAUCCUGGCUCGGGGGCUGCUCUAAGCCCCAUCCAGCCCCAUGGACACUCGGUGGCAGCGCUGUGGUUUGGUGGCCCCAUGGCAGCACGGUGGCACUGCAGACGCUCGACUCAGUUCCCAGCCUGGAGCCAAUAUCGUAUGCAGUUUUAUCAUUAUUAUUUUAUUAAUUGUUGUUAAUGGGAGGGUGGUGCCUGCUGCAGCCCCCUGUGCCCCCCCAGCUUUGGUGCAUUCCCCCCGCUGCAUGUGGGGAUGGCUCUGUUGGAGCUGUGCAGGGACCCCAAUGUGGGGGGGAUACCUGGGGGUCCCCCAAUCUCCUGGCCCUAAUAAAGUCCUCCUUCAUUGUGCUGCU
Coturnix japonica (Japanese quail) is the source of this 2065-nucleotide messenger RNA. It is a transcript of the gene CDC6, whose product is annotated as cell division cycle 6. Gene Ontology annotation, molecular function: ATP hydrolysis activity; DNA replication origin binding. NCBI's taxonomy places the organism in Eukaryota, Metazoa, Chordata, Aves, Galliformes, Phasianidae. The record is from RefSeq and is a predicted model, not a curated record. Gene Ontology annotation, cellular component: nucleus. Gene Ontology annotation, biological process: mitotic DNA replication checkpoint signaling; DNA replication initiation; cell division.